AUGGGCGCGCAAGAGAAAUCGCAAGCGAACUCCAAUUCGAUGCAGUUGGUUGGCAGUAUUGUUUAUUGCGUGGUGAAGUCAGCAUUGGAUUGGGGUUUUAGUGCAGAAAUGUUUUUGAAGUUGGUGUUGCAGAUAAAUGCCGUUGAAGUGUUUGAUACAACUGCUAGAGAAUGUAGGUUUGUUGGAGUUCUAUGUGAGCUCAUUUGGAAUCUUGAUUCAGUUAUGAAAUGGGUUAGAGAGGGGUCCUUUGGUUUUGUUUUAGCUAGACGUGUAUUAGGCUUUGUCAUUAUUAUGGUGAGUGGGGAUUCUGGUGCAUCAGCUGUGACUUUUUCAGUGGCCAAGCUGUUGAUUCUUUUUAAGCAACGGGUGAAGGUCUACCGCCUGAAUGAAGACGGGAAAUGGGAUGACCAGGGGACUGGGCAUGUUACCGUUGACUAUUUGGAGAGAUCAGAAGAGCUAGGCUUGUAUGUUAUUGAUGAAGAAGACAAUGAGACAUUGCUUUUUCACCGUAUAACCCCGGAUGACAUUUACAGAAAACAAGAAGAUACAAUAAUUUCAUGGAGAGAUCCGGAAUUUUCUACAGAAUUAGCACUAAGCUUCCAAGAGACUGCUGGGUGUUCUUACAUAUGGGAUCAUAUCUGUAAUGUGCAAAGAAGUCUACAGUUUAGUACUCUAAACAGUGAGACAUUUCACAGCAUGAACAGUGAGUUGAGAGAGUUGCCCGCUGUUGAACUUUCCACACUUCCUUUAAUCCUUAAGACUGUGUCUGAGAGUGGUAUUGCAGAUCAGAUGAGACUGACAGAGCUUAUAAUGAAUGAUCAAGAUUUUUUCCGGAAGCUGAUGGAUGUUUUCAGAAUCUGUGAAGACCUAGAAAACAUUGAUGGCCUUCACAUGAUAUUCAAAAUAGUCAGAGGGAUCAGUGAGUAG
Messenger RNA from Dovyalis caffra, 927 nucleotides. NCBI's taxonomy places the organism in Eukaryota, Viridiplantae, Streptophyta, Magnoliopsida, Malpighiales, Salicaceae. The record is from the annotation of a GenBank genome assembly.